Klebsormidium nitens is the source of this 2870-nucleotide messenger RNA. The record is from the annotation of a GenBank genome assembly. NCBI's taxonomy places the organism in Eukaryota, Viridiplantae, Streptophyta, Klebsormidiophyceae, Klebsormidiales, Klebsormidiaceae.
GAGGCUCGUCAGAAGCGUCAACGACCCUAGAUCCUCAAUCAAUUGAAAACCUGCAUAUGGUCCGACUCAAAGAUCCAAGGAGACACAAAAUGCAUUGCUGCAUUGCAUCACAUUGUGCUGAUGUUGCUUCGUCCAGCAAUGUCAAGGACUAAAAAUUGGAGAAGGGACAGCACAACCAAAAAGGCGGCCAUCGAUUCCCGGCCCUCAGGCCCAGCAAUCCAAAUACCGCUUUGGUUCAGAACGGCCCCAGUCUUGAGCAAGGCGUGACAACAUUGCCAUAUUCUGUGAAAGCAGAGUUUCCGGUGUCUCGCCACUAGCGUACAAACACGGAUAUUGCGUACCUUCUCCGCUAGAAUUGCUCUGUUGCUUGGAGUUAAACCCCGCCCGCCUCAUUUGUUUGAAGAAACAUCAUUCCCUGAUUAAUGCAAUCAGAGGCCACCUUCUUACACCGACAGAUCUCUCCACACAGAAUGCAUCCAGUGCACGCUUGCAGAGAGUGAUGGCUCCCAGGUUCGAAGUGCGCAUGAGCAACCCGGCCGAGAAGGCGACUUGGGACCACAAAGGGCCAGGUUCCUACCUUGGCUUUGACCCCUGCAAGAUGAAGCGCAGUAAUUGCCAGUCCGCCCAGCGCUCGUAGCGUUGGCGUCCCGCUGUGUUCCCUGCACACAGCGCUUCCCCCAGGGGAACUCUCCCCCCCAUUCGCUGCAACUCUGGUUCGCUCUGCCAAAACCAGCAAACGCGCUCUACUUAGGGAGUAGGGAUCGGCUUUGUGACCCGUUCAAAAGCUCGCUUCCGCAGCAUUCCUCAGAAAGCAAGCACGCUGCUCUAGUAGACUUGCAAGCAUGGCUCGCACUUCCAGAGGCACCGCUCUCCCAUCCGAGGUCAUCUCAAACAUUCUGGGGCGGCUGGACGCUGCUGACGUGGCGCGCGGGAAAAUGGUGUGCGCCAGGUGGCGCGCCGCAGGAAGCCGGGUGAAGACCCUGCGGUUCACCGAGGAGACGUUCCCAGAAGGGAUGGCGCCUGAGCAGGCUCUGACAAUCAUGACAAAUAUGAUCAUGCAGGCCACCGAGCUGGAGUGCCUCGACAUGACCUACGUCAGCACCGCCGGCCUCCCUGACUCGCUCCUCACCGCGUGGCUCCUCGCCAUUCGGCCCACUCUAGUUACCCUUCGCUCGACCAACAUCUACUCCUUCGAGCAAACCCUGGCCGGCAUGCGCCACCCAACCAUCGCGCGCCACGUCAGCGCCCACGUCCAGCGAACCGCGCUCCGCCACCUGGUGCUCUGCGGUGCCGAACUCCCAGCUGACGUGGCCCCCCUGCCGCUGCUGGAGACGCUCGAGCUGUCUGACGUCAGUGCCACGUCAGCGGCGCUCCGUGGUUUCGUUGCGGGGUGCGGGCGGCUGGCCAGGCUGACCCUCGCUGACUUGGACGGGUUGAACUGCAUCGAGCUAAGGUCGAACUCCCUCCGCGAGCUUUCGAUCGGUGCGGAGAUGAACUCGGUUAGCUUCACGGUUAAGCUCGACUGCCCUAACCUGCGCGCCCUGGCUCUCAAGAGCAUCAGCCUGCGCAGCGCGCACGUGGCACGCGCUUCCGCCCUGGAGACCCUCACUUUAUGUGACGUCAGCGGAGGGCCGAUCACUCUCGGGGGGGUGGGCGACCGCCUCCGGGCGGUAGUCCUGAGGGGGGUGACGUGGCAGCACGUGGGGGCGGCGAUGGGCGCGGCGCAGGGCAAGGACCUGCGCGUGCUCGAGGUUGACGACGUGGCAGGGGCGGACGUCUGGAUGGAAGAUGACGAUACCGACAGCGACAGCCACGUGGUCUCUCCGCGCUCCCCGGCGCCCCAUCGGCCCGUCGAACUGGACCUCCUCUCCGACACCGAGGAGGCCUUCGACGUCGAAACCCGCCGCCGGAUCGCCCUCCCCGCGUCGGCCGCGGGCGCCCUCCCGGCCGCGAUCGCCAGCUUCCAGAACCUCCAAACCCUGCGGCUCGGGGCCACGAUCUGGAACCUCUGCCGCCAGGCAGGGUUCCGGACGUCCGAGACGCGACAGCCCACCAACGAAUCAGCGGCUAAGGGGGCUGUAACGUUCCCGAGGCUGAGAGAGUUUGGCGUUACGGGGGCACCGGUCGGGGCGGACAUCAUUCGCGCCAUCGAAGCGAUGGUGAAAAUGUGCCCCGCGCUGCGGAAGCUGGCGCUGUGCGGCGAGCUCGGCAGGGAGAAAGCCGUCUCCGUCGCGCUGCCCCUCUCGCGGCUGCCCUCCUCCGGCUCCCGCACCUCUAUAGAUUCCGCCGCGCCAGCCUGCGACGACUCCACGUCCGGGGAAGUUCUAGACGGCUCCGAAAGCUCGUCGCCCACUUUCCACCAGGGCGCGCUCGCGCGCUUCCCCGCCGCUGCCGACCGCUUCCUUGACGUCACCCCGUCGGGCGCGUGCGCGAGCGGUGACGUGUGCGCGAGCGAGCGUGACGUCACCGCCUUCAGCACCAAGUUUGCGUUACAGGCCAUGGCCCUCCAGAGAAAGUACCCCAAACUAGUUGUCGACGUCCUGUUCCGGAACUCUGACCUGCAGACGGCCGACCAGUAGGACUGAUAUGCACGCCCCACAUUGGUAGAUUGCGGAAGAGUUGACUGAUUACAUUGCUGUGGUAGGAUAGAUAUCGUACACCGCUGUGAAGCUGAGGGACAGUAGAACGAUAGCACAUUGCUUUGAACAUUCAAUCCAGCGGAAUUUUCGAGACUGUACAAAGAGGAUUAACCUAUACUAAUAUAAGCUUGCCAUAGGAACCAUCGUCUGUAUGCAGUGACUGCCGUGCAAAAGUUUAACAUGCAGGAAUUUAGGUAUGAGUCCGGGGCCACCGUCGUCAUCGAAUCUUGG